Messenger RNA from Histoplasma capsulatum G186AR, 855 nucleotides. Its product is annotated as beta-ketoacyl-acyl carrier protein reductase. The record is from RefSeq and is a predicted model, not a curated record. Lineage: Eukaryota; Fungi; Ascomycota; Eurotiomycetes; Onygenales; Ajellomycetaceae. The transcript has 5 exons. The coding region runs from base 1 to 855 and encodes 284 amino acids. Gene Ontology annotation, molecular function: oxidoreductase activity, acting on the CH-OH group of donors, NAD or NADP as acceptor.
AUGUCUGCGCGUCUCGAGGACAAAGUUGCUGUCAUCACCGGCAGCUCAAAUGGGAUCGGGAGGGCCAUUGCGCUCAGAUAUGCUGCUGAGGGUGCCUAUGUUGUGUGCGCAGAUAUUGAUCCUGCGGCUAGAGGCGAUGACAACCGACCCACCCACGAAGCUAUCAAUGAGACCUAUCCUGUCACUCCGGGCGGCAAGACCACAACCCGUGCUGUAUUCGUCAAAGCGGACGCCUCUGUUUCUGAUGAUGUAGAAAACCUGAUUGCGGGGUGUGUUGAAGCGUUUGGAAGACUGGAUAUAAUCGUCAACAACGCUGGGAUAUCCCCCGCAGGCCACCAGCGGCCUGGAGACCGUAUCCACGAGACACCCGAGGAGUCCUGGGAUAGAGUCAUGGGGCUCAACGGGAAGGGGGUUUGGCUUGGAUGCAAAUUCGCCACGAAGCAGAUGCUUGCCCAGAAUCCCCACUCAAGCGGUGAUAGGGGCUGGAUCAUCAACAUGGCCUCCAUCUACGGGAACGUUGGUGGACCCGGAUCAAGCACAUACACAGCAUCCAAGCACGCGGUAGUUGGUAUCACAAAGUCUGUGGCUUUAGAAUAUGGGGGCGAUAAAAUUCAUGUAAACGCCCUCGCCCCAGGAUGGGUAGAGACAAGCCUGAGCGAGACGUUCGCUGACGCGAACAGCGACAACCCGCGCAAAAGGGCAUUCCAUGCCCACCUGGUCUCCCAGCAUCCGUUCGAUUCGCGGUUAGGUAGAACAGAGGAUAUCACUGGUGCAGCGGUGUUUUUGGCAUCGAAGGACGCCUCCUGGGUGACGGGGACGACGUUGGCGGUUGACGGCGGCUAUGUAGCGCAUUGA